This is a messenger RNA of Aspergillus versicolor CBS 583.65, 2022 nucleotides long. RefSeq lists its product as uncharacterized. The transcript has 5 exons. Gene Ontology annotation, biological process: positive regulation of transcription by RNA polymerase II. Lineage: Eukaryota; Fungi; Ascomycota; Eurotiomycetes; Eurotiales; Aspergillaceae. Gene Ontology annotation, cellular component: nucleus. Bases 1 to 2022 code for a protein of 673 amino acids. Gene Ontology annotation, molecular function: DNA-binding transcription factor activity, RNA polymerase II-specific; transcription cis-regulatory region binding; zinc ion binding. The record is from RefSeq and is a predicted model, not a curated record.
AUGGAGGCAGACAAUAAAGGAAAGAGAACCAAUUCUUUGGCCUUUGCUCAGACAGACUGCCACACCUGUGCGCUAUUAGGGGAACAGUGUGAUCGCCGACGCCCGCAGUGCUCAACAUGCCUGGCACUGAGCCGGAAGUGCGGUGGCUUUGCAACACCCUUAUCGUGGGAUCCCCGGCGAAUGUGGAUGGAUAAUCCAUCGAUAGCGACCGAAAGACCCGGGAACGACUGCGCAAGCAGUAUUACAGCGACUGCUGAGCCUGCAUUUCCCCGGCGUUUCCGGUUUGUGAGUGCCGGCUCUAGACUCAGGAAGCGUCGUAAGGGGCGUACUCGUACGGCCGAUCCUAAGCAAGCCCAACUGCCGGAUCAGAGCGGCGAGGCCGUGGCAAUUACACCGACAGAGAUAUUUCCUAGACUGGUAGGAGAGGACCAGGGCAUACGAAGUCAGGACCAGACUGCGAAUGGCCUCCAGCUGACUGGUGGCGACAACGUGGGCGACGAUAUCUGGGACGAAUUUGGGUUAUUUGAUUCCCUUGUGCCGAACACCUUCGAGUCUGCACCAUUCCCUGAUAUCGGCCUGGACCCAUUCGCAAUAGACUCGCCGAGACUGACCGUCCUGCCUCGAACACCCCCAGUAUCUGAUCAUACAACGCGAGCCAGCGAAUUUAUGCCAGAAAGCUUGGACCAUGACCCAGUUCUGCAGGAGUUUGAAACAAUGCCAUCUGAUCCCACAGUGCAAGGAGACGACUUCGAUGUUCCCGGUGCUGCCUCUAACCUCCUGGUACAACCAGCGAGCUUCGGCCUAUCUCCACACGACCAUGACCGGCUUCUCGAACUGUAUGACUCCGAAUUCUGCGUCCUCCCUCUGACAUCUGACAUCUCAAUCAACCCAUUCCGCUGUCAGCACCAAACAUCCCGGGGCUCCCGUCUGGUGUUUCAUUCUAUACUCGCGCUCUGCUGCCAGCAUCUGAAAUGCCUUACAGGAAGUUGGUCCGCGGAAGCAGACGAGCAUCGACGAAAAGCCCUGCAAUUGCUCGACAGCGCUCUGCAAGCCCAGCAGAUCCAAAACAGCUUCCACCUGCUGGACCCUAUACUAAUCCUCUUCACCCUCGAUUGCACCCUUUCUGCAGCUGGGAGCUGGACGGCACAUCUCACCCGCGCCCAUUCCCUGCUGCAAGCAUGCGGUGGCCCCAGCGCACUCAUCACCCCUCGCGUGCGGUCCCAAGUCGGGAUGCUCCUCUGGUGGGACGCAACCCUGGCCCUAAUCUCACGCAAAGGCCCGACCAUGGACCGCGCGUACCUCGAGUUCCUCGUUCGGUGGGAACAGCAGGACGAGUGGUCCUUCUUCGACCUCACUGGCUGUCCGCGCGAGUUAUUCGUGCAUCUCUUCGACCUUGCCGGGCUGGCGCACCAGUUCGAGAUUUCCCUGUCGAUGAAGUGGCUAUCAUUUAGCACUGUGCCUAUCGUAGAGAUUGAGUCUAGGUUGGUACAGUGGAAGAAUGAUGAUCGUGAUGUCGCUUUCGCUGGUGACGGGGCGGACCAGGAGGAAGACGAAGAAUACCGGCCCGGCAUAUCCCGUGUAGAAACAGAGGAACAGCUCCAUGCACAGCAAGACCGAUUUCACUGCGCUGAGACCUGGCGCUGUGCACUCCUUCUCUAUCUUGAGCGGGUCUUUAAAGGCGACCGUGGCCGCGACAGCCGCGCGCAUACAAGACGGCAUCUGGCACUUAAUAGACUAGCCCGCAAGAUUAUAAACCACAGCCAGUGCUGCCGCCGGACGUCUCAAACGCAGAAGCAGCUGCUGCUUCCGAUAUUCCUGGCAGGGUGUGAGACGGCCGACGCCGAGAUGAGGGAAUUUGUCAAGGGGUAUUGCACGUACUGGGGCGAGAGGAGCCGAUAUAACAUGUUUAAUUCCGCGUCUGUGCUGUUAGAGGAGAUCUGGUCUACGCAGCAGUGGUGGGGGGCUGUCAUUGACAGUAAAUCGAGGUCGUCGAGUACGGAGGCAGAGCUUUUGUUUGGGUGA